UCGAUUUCAUUUAUACGGUCAAACGUCAACUCGUUCACAGUUUGUGCAGUGUAUUUGCUGGUUAGCAACGAAUUUAAAUUCAAUUUGUUCUCAUUUCGCGAGGAGUUUCGAUUUUCAUAAUUUAUAAAAAUGUGUGAUGAUGAUGCAGGAGCCCUUGUGCUCGACAAUGGAUCGGGCAUGUGCAAAGCUGGUUUCGCUGGUGAUGACGCACCGCGUGCCGUAUUUCCGUCAAUUGUCGGUCGUCCACGUCAUCAAGGUGUGAUGGUCGGUAUGGGACAAAAGGAUUGUUAUGUCGGCGAUGAAGCGCAAAGCAAACGUGGUAUUUUAACACUGAAAUACCCAAUUGAGCACGGUAUCAUCACCAACUGGGACGAUAUGGAAAAGAUCUGGCAUCACACCUUCUACAAUGAAUUGCGUGUCGCCCCAGAAGAGCAUCCAGUUCUCUUGACCGAAGCCCCAUUGAAUCCAAAAGCAAAUCGAGAGAAAAUGACACAAAUUAUGUUUGAAACAUUUCAGUCACCGGCCGUUUAUGUGGCAAUUCAAGCUGUUUUGUCACUGUAUGCUUCCGGUCGUACGACUGGCAUCGUUCUCGACUCCGGUGACGGUGUAACUCACACUGUGCCAAUCUAUGAAGGUUAUGCAUUGCCACACGCUAUCCUCCGUUUGGAUUUGGCUGGUCGGGAUCUUACCGAAUUUCUAAUGAAAAUUUUAACUGAACGUGGUUAUUCGUUCACAACAACAGCCGAACGUGAAAUUGUCCGUGAUGUUAAGGAGAAAUUGUGCUACGUCGCGUUGGAUUAUGAACAAGAAGUUGCUCUUGCAUCGGCUUCAUCAUCAUCCGACAAGAGCUACGAACUUCCAGAUGGUCAAGUAAUCACCAUUGGAAAUGAAAGAUUCAGAGGACCCGAAGCACUUUUCCAACCAGCAUUCCUCGGAAUGGAAUCGAAUGGCAUCCAUGAGACUGUCUACAGCUCAAUCAUGAAGUGUGAUGUUGACAUUCGUAAGGAUUUAUAUGCAAACACUGUCCUUUCUGGUGGUUCAACGAUGUUCCCAGGUAUUGCUGAUCGUAUGCAGAAGGAAAUUACAACAUUGGCCCCAUCAACGAUUAAAAUCAAGAUUAUCGCUCCACCUGAACGUAAAUACUCUGUAUGGAUUGGUGGUUCGAUUUUGGCCUCGUUGUCAACGUUCCAAACGAUGUGGAUCUCAAAACAAGAGUAUGACGAAAGUGGACCAUCAAUUGUUCACCGAAAGUGCUUCUAAUCAAAUCACAUCUAUUUCUCUCUCUCUCAAUCUUCUCUCUUUGUUUUUCAUUUUUCUUUUCAUUUUGUACUUUUUGCUGAAUAAUAAAUGAAUUUGCAACAUUCGAAA
Molecule: messenger RNA, 1368 nt
Organism: Contarinia nasturtii (swede midge)
Lineage: Eukaryota; Metazoa; Arthropoda; Insecta; Diptera; Cecidomyiidae
Product: actin, indirect flight muscle-like
Exons: 4
Coding region: 130-1260 (376 amino acids)
Biological process (GO): mitotic cytokinesis
Source: RefSeq, a predicted model, not a curated record